AUGGCCUCCCAAUUCUUUCCUUCACUCAUCACCAUCUUUCUGCUGGAUUUUUUGCAAAAAGAUUUCGCAUGGAAGCUUACAGUUUUGGCACUGUUUGUGACCGACAUCAAAACAUUCCCUCUGGUCUGGCAUAUUCGUUUGCUCAACGCCCUACGAUUUGUGCUACCUUGCCAGCGCGCUGAGCCUGGACCAACUCCCAAUUGCAUUUUUAAGCCGCUCGUUACGUCUUCCCAUUGUUCUCUUAGCGAAAUCGACUUCAAUUGGCACAAGUCCAACAGCACCUACUAUUCCGACCUCGACAUUGCUCGAACGCACUUGUUAUGCACACUCUUCUCCGUCGGCAUAGACCGAGCUCGGCAUAAGCACGGCAACGGCAUCAUCAACCUCCGAAAGGACAGCUUCACGAUUAAACUAGGGGCAGUCAAGUGUUCCUUCAGACGCGAGAUCAGGCCCUACGAGCGGUACGAAAUGUGGACCAGGGUCCUCUCGUGGGAAACCAAAUGGCUGUACACCAUCACGCACUUCGUCCGCAAAGACCCAAAAAGCAAAGGAACCACCGUUUGCGCCACGGCGAUCAGCCAGUGCGUGUUCAAAUCCGGGCGCCGGACAAUCCCGCCCGAAGUCAUGCUCCGUACCUCGGGGCUAUGGCCGCAUGAAAUCUUUCCGCGACCCAUUCUCCCCGUAGCGGCGGCGCAUCACCACACUUUAAACGAAGUGACAGGGCAAGCAGGCAUCGAAGACUCGCACAAGCAUCAAUAUGCACUCGACACCUUGCGCCAAUCCGACUCCGUUGAUGGGGAUGGAUGGAUCGGAAGCCAAAAGGUAACGAACAUGCAGACAGGAGGGUGCACAUCCGAGAUGAUUGAGAAUGAGAGACGGCGCGGUAUGGGUACGGUGAACGGGGGUGAUCUCGACGAUCUGGAGCAAGAUUUCUUCGCCGAUGUGGAUCUCCUCGGGAGGCAUUUCGAUCUGUGA
Messenger RNA from Letharia columbiana, 975 nucleotides. RefSeq lists its product as uncharacterized. NCBI's taxonomy places the organism in Eukaryota, Fungi, Ascomycota, Lecanoromycetes, Lecanorales, Parmeliaceae. Bases 1 to 975 code for a protein of 324 amino acids. The transcript has 3 exons. The record is from RefSeq and is a predicted model, not a curated record.